AUGGCGGCACCAGCACCGACAGCAGUGGCCGUGAUUGGCUACGGAUCGUCUGCGCGCACCUUUCACAUCCCAUUCGUCCUCUCCCUCCCCGACGUCUUUCACCUUCACACGAUCCAGCAGCGACCAGAGAGCAAGUCUGGCCCGCCCGCGUCGACACAGCACCCGAAUGUGCGCAUCGCGCCCACGCUCGACUCCGUCUUCAAGGGCGAGAGCGGCGAUGGGCAUGGCGCACUGCCGCCAUGGAGCCUGGUCAUUAUCACGACGGCCAACGAGACGCACAACGAAUUUGCGCUGCAAGCCAUCAAGAACGGACACCAUGUCAUCGUCGAGAAGCCUGCCGCGCUGACGGUCAAGGAGGCUGUCGCCCUCAAGGAGGCCAGCGAGGCCGAGGGCGUCAUCUGCUGUGCAUACCAGAACCGGCGACUGGACAAUGACUUCCUAACGCUCCGUGCGCUUCUCCACCCGCCACGUAAUGACCCCAGCCAGCCGUCGGCCAUCGGCCAGCCGACGCUCGUCGAGUCUCGCUUCGACCGCUAUCGGCCCCUCGCAAAGGGAGGCUGGCGAGAAGAGGUCGGGCCUGAAAAGGGCGGUGGAAUGCUGUGGGAUCUUGGCGCCCAUCUCGUGGAUCAAGCCCUCGUCCUCUUUGGGCCCCCGGAAAAGGUGACUGCAUUUGCUUCCUCAGCUCGUGGCCAGCUGCCCGAGAAUGUCGACGACGACUUCCUCAUCCAUCUCCACUACCCCACCACGGCGCCGCUGCCCCCGGACAGCGAGGCGCCUCUCCCUGGCACCCGGAUCGGUGGUCCAAGGGUCACGCUGGGCGCCAGCUGUCUGAGUGCCCACACAGACGCAGAGCAGCCCCGCUGGAAGGUCGAGGGUACCAGGGGCAGCUUCCUCAAGACGGGCACCGACCCGCAGGAGAACCAGCUCAAGGCCGGCUGGACGCCUGCUUCGCACCCCGAGGCCUUUGGCAUCUACGCCAAGGACAGCCCGCGCGCGCUGUCCAGCGCUCGCCUCACGACGAGCACUGCUGCCUCGUUGGCGGCCGCCGUUGCCGCCGCUGCCUCUGCUGGCGGCGCACCAAAGCAGCCCGAGCUGGCCAGCACAGACAUUCCCAUGCUCCCGGGCCGCUACAUCGACUUUUACGCAAACGUCGGCAACACCAUCUGGGCCGUCGAGGCUGUCCGCGAGAGUGGCGGCGUCGACGAGAUCGAAAAGGUCAAAAAGGAGAGGCUCCUCGUCAAGAUUGACGAGACUGUCGACGUGACCAAGUGCAUCCUCCUCGCGCGCAAGAGCGCCGCCGAGGAGAGGACCGUCAAGUGGUCCGAAGGCGUGUAGAGGUCGGUCUCAGAGCACAGUAGCUUUCAUCAAACCAUCAAAAGAGGACGAAAAUGUACAUUGGGAGGCAUCAAAGAAUGAAUAAAAGGAGCAUACAUGGGCGUGGCAGCACAGCGACAAGAGAAAAAAAAAGCUUGACUGAAUGUGACCAGUUACCCUUCAAUGAGCCUACACCUCGCGACGACGCUCUCAAGGACCUCGGCGUCAUUGAGGUCAAAGUGCGACUUGACGAGGUCACCCACGUCGACGUUCUCGACGCCGGGCACGUUGAGAAUGGCGCGGCUCCCGCAGAUGCGUGGCAUCUGUCCGCUCUGCAGCUCCUCGAGCGAGAUGCCGGAGCCGAGCCAAGCUGCAAUGGC
Acaromyces ingoldii is the source of this 1694-nucleotide messenger RNA. Its product is annotated as NAD(P)-binding protein. The transcript is spliced from 2 exons. The record is from RefSeq and is a predicted model, not a curated record. The coding region runs from base 1 to 1335 and encodes 444 amino acids. NCBI's taxonomy places the organism in Eukaryota, Fungi, Basidiomycota, Exobasidiomycetes, Exobasidiales, Cryptobasidiaceae. Gene Ontology annotation, molecular function: nucleotide binding.